GUGGAAAAGCAUAGACAUAUAUAUGUCUAUGGUGGAAAAGGACCUGCUCCCUAUGUAGAUACGAAGGGAUGAUUCUAAGCUAAUGAAAACACAACGAUUAAUUCCUGGGCCACUCCUGGGCACCAAAAAACAGUAAUAAAACUUAGGAACAAUUAUGAUUGCUUCAGCGAGAGCAAGAAUGUUAAUUCCAGGGGCCGUUGCUACAGGCAGAGCACGCACUUUGCAUUGGGCACCAAGUGCACUAAGGGACACCAAAAAAAAAAGGGGGGGAGACCAGGUACAGCUGUGACACUUUUUUGUGCUUUUCCACUGCAGGAACUUGGGUCAUUUCCAGGGUGGCACAAACGUUUACAGGAACGGCCCGCCGAAUUGGCCCUUUCUUUAUUCUUUAUUCUUUUAUACUUUAUAUUUUACUCAUUGAUUGCAACUUCAAUUUCUAGCAUGUGAUAACAAUGAUACAUUUCUCCAGUGGCAGGACCAACACAGAUUGUCUAGAUAACUUUAGGAUUAUCUUAAGGUCCAGUUUUUAUAGAAUUGCAAUAUAUAAUUACUAAUACUCGAUUAAAUGGCUUCAUGACAGUUGUAAUUAACAGUUACUUUAUAAAUGAAUAUACCAGCAUCACUAUGAUUAAUUAAAGCCUAUAUUUCCAGCAGUUUCAGGGCCGCACAGAAGUACCCCUUCCACUGCAGGAACUCCCGGGAGUGGCAUCUUUAGGCAACCGCCCCUUCAAGGUAAUUUUGGGGUCCGAAGUUCGUCCCUGGAACUGCUGGAUGCACUUUUUACCAUAUAUAUAUACAUUUUUUUUAUUUUUUUUUUUAUCAGAUCCCUAAAUUUACUACCCAGUUUUGUGCUGAUGUAAAUCUCAGUAUUCCGGAAGUGUGAAAGUAGGCCUAUCCAUAGAUAUAGAACAGCUCCGAGUCCUCUGAUUUUAAACUCCAGCCCAGUAUGUGGCAGUAAUGGUACUACAUAAUUACUUUUCCAAACGCGAUUUAAAAGACAAAGAAGAACUUCAACCAGCAAGAAGGAAAACGGAUUGAGGUCAAUGUGAAAAACAUAACAAAGGACCGAUGACUCGCCUCGCGAGCUGCCAUGAUGAGCGGAAGGAGGUGCAUAUUGUUUAAACAGUUGACAUUCGAACAACUUCAUUCACAAUUUAGCCGGCUAUGGUAUUAUCCACUGACCUAGUUAAUUUGGCGUUGCGUUAGUUUAAACGUAUUGCUUCUUCUUUUUGACAAACGGUUCCCUCGCUAUUGGGAUUUAACCAGGAAUAUUAACUACGUUUCAACUCACGCUGUUAAUUCAUGUCAGCAUGAAGACUUGAAGCCACAUACGGAAAGAUCAAAUAUAGAAGCCAGAUGUUGGAUGAGGGACAUUGCCAAUGCCCUACAUGAUGGAUGUGUCACAUCUUCAUUGUGGAAAUCAAAGUAUCCUGAAUCCUUCCAUCUUCAGAGGAACAUUACCUAUCUCCAGCAAAGUGUACUCCCAGAGCAUUGACUUUAUUUGAUUAACAGGACUGCUGAAAUCUGUGGGAAAAGCUCAAGGCAGACACUGAUUUUAAACAAAGACUCUUUUUGCUCUUUUUUUGUGCAAUAUUUUUCUGUGGGGCUAGACCUCUAUGGAUGGAAUAUAACUUUUGACACAUCUGCUCCCCCAUGUGGGUGCAGAGAUGUCCGACAACCUCAGUAAGAUGGUUAAGUUCCUAUCCCCCCAAUCAAAAAAUGCUAGCGGCUCUGGCUCGGACUCGCUGUUGGGCGAGGUCCGCCGGCGGCGCCACAACGUGGAGCGUGAGCUUCUUAAGGCUGAGCACCGCUUCUUCCGCCGUAGCGUCAUCAGUGACUCCAACACCACUGCCUUGGAGCUGCCCAGCAAAGCUUGUGUCCUUGCUUCACCACCUGACUGCAAACGUGGCCUCCCUCCUGCCAACUCCAUCGUUGCUGGAGCCCUCUCAGUGUCAGCUGGUCAAUGCACAGUGGUGGCUGAGGAGCCGUUGGUGGAAGUUCAUGAGGCAAGUGGGGAACCCAAGGGGGAUGUUGUAGCACUGGAAGCAAGGCCCCUGUCUCUGAUGGGCUGCGAUGGAGAGAGGGAACCAGCCAUCUCCCUGGACCCUCCCAGUGAGGCUUCUGAGCUUGAGUCUGGGAGCAGCAUGGCAGGCCAAGGGGAAGAUGAGCGUGAGGAGGAGGAGGAUGAAGCUGGGAAAGAGACAGAGAAGACUCGCAUCGAAGCUGAACAGAGAGAGUUGGAGAAGAAAGUGCAAGAUGAAGAAGAGGUGGAGACCAAGGCUGUGGGCACAUCUAACGAUGGUCGCUUCUUGAAGUUUGACAUUGAAAUUGGACGUGGCUCAUUCAAGACCGUCUACAAAGGCCUGGACACAGAGACAACUGUGGAAGUAGCCUGGUGCGAGUUACAGGAUCGUAAGCUGACCAAGACUGAGCGGCAGCGCUUCAAGGAGGAGGCCAGUAUGCUUAAGGGCCUUCAGCACCCCAACAUCGUGCGCUUCUAUGAUUUCUGGGAGUCACCCGCCAAGGGCAAGAAAUGCAUUGUCCUGGUGACUGAACUUAUGACCUCUGGCACCCUGAAAACAUACCUGAAACGGUUCAAGGAGAUGAAGAUCAAAGUCUUGCGCAGCUGGUGCCGGCAGAUCCUGAAGGGCCUCCACUUCCUCCACACGAGGACGCCCCCUAUAAUCCACCGUGACCUCAAGUGUGACAACAUCUUUAUCACUGGUCCUACUGGCUCUGUCAAGAUUGGUGACCUGGGUCUCGCCACGCUGAAGAGAGCCUCGUUUGCCAAGAGUGUUAUAGGUACCCCAGAGUUCAUGGCUCCAGAGAUGUAUGAAGAGAAGUAUGACGAGUCAGUGGAUGUCUAUGCCUUUGGGAUGUGCAUGCUGGAGAUGGCUACUUCUGAGUACCCGUACUCCGAGUGCCAGAAUGCGGCACAGAUCUAUCGCAGAGUUACCAGCGGGGUGAAACCUGGCAGUUUUGACAAGGUAGCGUUCCCUGAAGUGAAGGAGAUCAUCGAGGGUUGCAUCCGUCAACACAAAGAUGAGAGGUAUGCCAUCAAAGACCUCCUGAACCACGCGUUCUUCCAAGAGGACACCGGUGUACGAGUGGAGUUAGCGGAGGAAGAUGACGGUGUGGUGGUAGCCAUUAAGCUCUGGCUGCGCAUUGAAGAUGUCAAAAAGCUCAAGGGGAAAUACAAGGACAACGAAGCCAUUGAAUUCUCUUUUGACCUCCUGAAGGAUGUUCCAGAGGACGUGGCUCAGGAAAUGGUGGAGUCUGGUUACGUCUGUGACGGUGACCAUAAGACUAUGGCCAAGGCCAUCAAAGACAGAGUGGCUCAGAUCUGUCGGAAGCGGGAGAUAAGGCAGCUGGUGCGAGAGGGACUGGAGAGGAGGAAGCAGCAGGGGGAGGACUCGGCGGAGCAACAGAGGGAACUUCAGCAAGCAGCACUGGCUGCCUCUGCCCCUGCCCCAGUGGCUGCCCCUGCCCCUGCCCCAGCCCCAGUGGCUGCCCCUGCCCCUGCCCCUGCCCCAGUGGCUGCCCCUGCCCCUGCCCCUGCCCCAGUGUCUGUCCCUGCAGCAGUUCAGACAGAGUUGGAGGAGCCUGAGGCAGACCAGCAUCUAUUCCAGCAAAAUGCUGCUCCUAUCACGACCAUGGAGACGGCUCAGGGUUCCAUGAUCCUGACGGAAUCCCACCCGCCAGCCAUGUCCCACAGCUACAUGCCGGCACAGCAGCCUCCCCCCACAGGCACAGCACAGGGGCCCCCAGCCCAGAUGCCCCUGCAGCACAACACAGGCCAGACAGUCAUGCAGUCUCAGGUCCCUGUGCCACAAACCUCCAGCACCCUUCCUGUUGUUCCAAGCGGCCAGAGUGGAGCACCACUGCAGCAGCACCAGCCACACCAUGAGGACGGCACUGCAGCCCACAGCUCAAACACACAAAGUCAAACACUGCAGGGAACACUGCUACAGCAGACAUGGGCUAAUGAGCUGAGCCCUCCUGUUUUCUCUCCGCCGCCGAACGCUGAGUAUCUCUAUUUCCUCUAUCAGGCUGUUCAGACGUCUGUGGGUGUACUGCAGUCUUUGACAGUGGAGCAGACAGCCGCACAACCAGGAGUGAUUGCGACCUCCACUGAAGGUGGUCUCUCAGAUGCUGCGUCUGGCUUGAGUGAUGGCAACGACGGCACGGGAGGCCGGCACGAGGGCCGCUCCAUGAAGCGACAUCAUCGCCGAUCUGUACGCAGUCGCUCACGCCACGAAAAGACCCCCAAAGCCAAGCUUGAUGUGCUGAAUAUUUCGCACAAUGGAGACAGAGUGGCUGAAUGCCAGUUGGAAACACACAACCGGAAAAUGGUGACUUUCAAAUUCGACUUGGAUGGUGAUAAUCCAGAAGAAAUAGCACAAAUAAUGGUUCAGAGUGAGUUCAUUCUGGAGAGUGAACGGGAGUCUUUCAUUGAGCAAGUGCGGGAGGUCAUCGAAAUGGCUGAUGGUGGAGAGGGCAUGCUGAAAGAAGGCUAUACCCAGGUUCUGGAACCGCAAAUCCCUGAGAUAUCGACUCCACACAGACUUGGUGAGCCUCCAAGUCUGGUUGCCCAGGUGGUUCACUCGGCUGGCCGCCGCUUCAUUGUCAGCCCUGUUCCUGAGUCCCGGCUCAGAGAGUCAUACUUUGGACACCCAUCAGCUAACAAGUCAUUUGGGGACGAUGGAACACCAGGCCAAGAUCCAAGUUCAACUACUCGUGCCGCCUCAAGCAGUGUGCAGAAUGAGCAGAGCAAUGUUGCCCUCAGCUCUUACCCUGCCUCAUCUCAGCAGACUCUCCCAACUCCAGCCAGCAGUGGGUUGGCCCCGAACCCUGGUCUGGAUUGCACACGGGCUCCAGACGCCUCCAGCCACAGCAGCUCUUCAGCAGGGCCAGGCCCAAUGUCUCCACCAUCUGUCCUUCCAGCACAGACAGGGAGGGUCUCUCCAACACAACUUGCACCAGGCUCAGAUUUCACCCCACAGCCUCAACCUGCAAGGCCUGUUGCCAGUGCUCUUCCAGUCUCUGCAGAGACUAGCAGUGCUAUGGCAAACAUGAGUGGCAUUAACACGGAGCAGGUGUCCUCCAUGCCCGCUGCCUCGGGCAUACCCUCGGGGCCACAGGUGCCCAGCGUACAGCAGCCCGUCCCAUCAGCAGCCAUACCCAGCCAGACUCCAGCUAUGUGUGGGGAGAGCGAGGGCGAGUCCCAGUCUAAGUCCCCUGGCAUUGAGGACAUCCACGCUCUGGACAAGAAGCUGCGCUCUCUUUUCAUGGACCAGAAUUCUGUGUCCAGCUCUUCCACCCUGGCAGACAAUAUAGCCUCUGACUCCUUGUCCUCCCCGCCCAGCACAAUGACCUCCUCCUCUCCUAUGGGGGGUUCCAACCAGAUGCUGCAGUCCAGUCUGUCUCUCUCCAGUGGGCUGCCCGACACGGCCUCUAUUCCCACACCAGCACAAGCAGGAGUGUCCUCUGCGAGUGCUUCCGUCCAAGAUGGACAGUUAGCUGUUCCUGGGGACCAGCAGCCUACAAUUCCACCCACUACUGGUGGCUUCCAACUUGGACGCUUUCAGGUUUCUGUGGCAUCAGUUGAGGCCCAAAGCACUGUCCCUGAGCCCUCAACCAUAGGCUCAUCAUCCUCAGCCACUCCAUCGACGUCCUCCUCUUCCUCCUCCUCCUCCUCAUCCUCCUCCCUCUCAAGCCCAGAGAACACACUACACAGAUCUCACAAUCUGCCCAAACCAGUUAUCAAACCGGAUGCCGAGCCUGCCCACACCACUAUUGGCAGGUUCCAGGUCAUGGUUAGCUCCGGCAACAAAGUGGGUCAGGCCACAGAAGAGACCUCGACUCCCGACACCCAAAACUGUGCAGCUGUGGGCUCACACACCAAGACCCCUUCACCCAGCCAGCCCACCGCCUGCAACUACUACAUCAGCAGUGACAAUGACUCUGAGCCAGAAGACGAGACCUUAAAGAGGGAGGUCACACAGCUCAGGGAGAGACAUAUGGUAGAGAUCCAUGACUUACACCUUCGCCAGAAGGGGGAGAUCGACGCCCUGUUUUCCCGGCUGGGCAGAUCCCCACCUUCAGUGGUAGCACCGCCUACCAUGAACAUGUCUGGUGGCAGACGCAGGAUCACCAAAGGCAAAAAUUGCAAGUCUGGGAAAAGUGUGAGUGCUCAGGCCAGCCCUCAGCACACAGGUAAGAAACUGACAGGCCAAAGUGGGCAGGCUCCAGCAUCAGUGACAACGGUUGGAGGGACAAGCAACAACACUACUACUACUACUACUACAGCAUUCAGUCAGAGUGCCCCUUCACAGAGUCCAAACACCAAUGGAACAGGACACGCGCCAGGCCAUGGCCAGGGUCAUGCUCCUGCCAGUCAGAGCUCUGGCACCUUCACAGAUGACCUCCAUCAGCUGGUGGACAACUGGGCACGAGAUGCCAUAAGUCUUGCACAAGUCAAAAAGUCGAUCCCCCGCAAGUUUUCAGCUCCAGGCCAGCUCUGCUCCCUAGGAGGUCCCAUGGCUGCUCCUGUUGUCCCGCCGUCAGCCCCAGGCUCUCGUAAGGGCUCCCUGUGCAUGGCACCUCAGCAGUUUGGCUACCCCUGCACCCCGUACAGUGGCACCAACCAGUGGGCCAAUCCUACAGGGUCUUCACAAGCGGGCUUGUUGGGGGCAAUGCCGCCUGCAGCUCCACCCGUCUCCCUGCAGCAAGGCUUCCACAUUGGCACCAACCACAAAUCCAGCGGUGGCAGCAGCAGCAAUGCUGGGAGAACUACCCAAGCUAAUUGAAAUCAGAGAGCGGCAGCAUUACAGUGGUCAUGAUUAGGAUUGUAUACCAGUACCCUCACUCAUAUACAUAUAUAAACGCACCAGGAACGUGAUUUGAGAAGCCGAUCUGAGCAGGGUUUGGAGAUUGUAACUUGUAAGGUGGUAAUGAAAUGUGUAUGGAGCAUGUAGAGGAAGAAUGGUUUUGAAUGAACUGGCGACACUUUUGAAGAUAAUGGAAAACUCCCCAACUCUCAUGUUUAUGAUCAUACAUAGUGCACAGGAUUUCCUUUUGUUGCCAUCUAUCUCAUUUGUGGUGGGUAGAAUGCAAAUAGUUCGACUUCACUGACUCCUAUUUAAUCUUUUUGAGUAUUUACCAUCCAUCCGUGACAUAGAGGAAGCCUUCUUGUUGGUGUAUAUCUGGCUGGCAUGAUUAGUGUGGCUGAGUUGGUUUGGCAGACUAGGAUGAAGUGAGGAUUGAGCUGUAGGUGUCUGUUGAGAUGGAGGCCCACUGUGGAAGAGUGCAUGAGAGAAACCAUAAGGCCAUAGAUGACAAGCUGAACAAGACUAGUAGGCACACACCGUGGAGGGCAUUUUAGAUUUAUUUCUGUAUUACUAUAUGUGAAUCAUGGAAAACAUUAGGUGACAUUGUUUACUUAGAAGACUUCUAUAUUGUCACUUUAUACUGAAAUGGUAAACCACAUAGAGAUAUGUGCAAUUGGGGGGGGGGGGGAAAUGAAAAAAGGAUUCUGAACACAAUUGUCCAGUUUUAUUAUGUGUAUAUAUGAACAUAUUUUUCAUUAUUGAGGUGUUGUGUAUCUUAUUGACACAAAUGAACCCCCCCCUCCCCUCCUACACACACUUUUGCCUGCUCAUAUUCAUGAGAUAACAUUGACCCUGGAUACUUGAGCAGGAAUAUGAAGUCAAUAUAGGUUGUUGAUUUGCUCAGCCUUACAGGUUUGGCAGAUCUGUGGGGUGCCUUGGAAACACUUUUGUAUUGAUUGCCCUAUCAGACCUUUGGAGUUAAACUUAUCUACCCUUGAAGCACACAGGGAUGCUGUACGUUUCCCAUAAUUGUUCUCUGAAGCAAUACUGUCAUUCAUAUAUUAGCCAUACUGACAAUACACAUUCCCUUAAGCUAUGUAUUGUAUGACAACUAUGUAUGGGUAUGUAACUUAUAAAAAAAAAAAAACUGGACCUGAUUUCAAGAACUGGUGUAAAUUAGUACCUUGAACUUAUUUGAAAAAUAUCAGGUGCAUUUUCGAUGGACAUGCAUGGUUGAGGUUAACAUGAUCUGAUUUGAUUUACUCUGUAGACUUGUCUCUAGGCACAGAGUAAACAGAACAGUAUUACAGUUUUUGUUCCGUGUUUCUUUUCUCAACCCCUAAGCAUGUGCCAUUCCAACACACAGAAGUGACCUCGUCGUUCACCUCUGAAUUACACAGCUUGACUUCUCUAGAGAAGAUUAUAGUUACUGCAAUGCAGAAUUCACGCCAGUUAGACUUCGUAUUUGUAACACACUGAAAGGGAUAUUGUUACGCAUACAUGUUUUUGAUGUGAGUGCACAGAUUUGCCUUCAGCUUUUUUAGCUUUAGUCUAAAAGAAACACUGACAUACCACUACCAUUUUUUUCCUCCAGAGUUGCUGUUGUGAAUCAUACCAUAAUACAUUUACCCAUACUUUUGCCAGGUUUGCAUGCAUUCUGUCCCACAAUAACAAGGCUAAGACUUCACAAGCAAAUACAGAAAAUCCAUACUGUUAACUAUUGUAUUUUUAUUUUGCUCAGUUUUGAUCGCUUUGUCUGGGUCUGUGUGGUUACUCAAGUCUGGUUUUGUGUGAACAUUGUAUAAUUUGUGUAUAUAUAAAGAUUAAUAAAAAUAAAGAUUUCUGGUUACAA
Messenger RNA from Clupea harengus (Atlantic herring), 8682 nucleotides. RefSeq names its product WNK lysine deficient protein kinase 1a (gene wnk1a). The record is from RefSeq and is a predicted model, not a curated record. Gene Ontology annotation, biological process: protein phosphorylation. NCBI's taxonomy places the organism in Eukaryota, Metazoa, Chordata, Actinopteri, Clupeiformes, Clupeidae. Gene Ontology annotation, molecular function: protein serine/threonine kinase activity; ATP binding.